GCUGCUCUGUCUUACUCACUCGAGGAGUCCCGACGAGCCCUAAUCGCGGAACCCGACUACUGUUGCCGAUGAGACCGUCGUCGUCCGUCCGUCCUUGACGGUGCGUCUGUCCCUCUUGUUACGAAGUACCCCGGCGUUGGUUCCCUGCUACCUAAGAACUCACAAAGAUCCGAAGCCUCGCGGCGUUAUCGAUUCCCCACAUCACUCUUUCUGCUCCUCUCUCACAGUUAAAUGAAACUUGCAGGCAUUAUCAAAGUACCCUAAAAUUCCAAUCAAUGGAGGCCAUGGUGAAAAAGUAUCAGCAAAGAUUCAGAAAGUUCAAAGAUGAAAUGGAUCACUGGGACGAGCUUCAAGUUCGCUUGAUUUCACAGUUCACGAACGCUUCCUCCAUCAUUGGGAGGUUGCAGGUGCUUCAAGAUCCUAACAACUAUGGCAGUCUGUCUGGCAUGGAUGGCAUUGUAGAUGCGCUAUUGGCUAAGCAGAUGGAAUCGCUGCAACUCGUUUUCUCGUCUAUUAUAAAAACAAUGGAAGAACUUGGGAAUAUUGUUCGUUCAAUGGAGAAGAUUUAUCGUGAUGGGAAGCAAUUAAUCAAAGGUGGUUCGAAUCAGCCAUCAACAAAACAGCUGCAACAAAGAGUUGGAUUAAAACCGAGUCUUGAAGAUUGCUUGAACGGGUUAAGGCUUCUAUGUGACAUGCACCGCUCUGAGUACUAUCUUAAAGAAUCUAUGGUCUCAGCACUUCCACAACUUUUCUGGAAACCCAGGAAUCAUAGUGCCCAAGAUCUCAGUUCCUUACAGCAACUUUUGGUUGAUCAACCAAACAUUCGGAAAGAGGAAGGAAGAGGAAGCUUCAAGGAUAUUUACCUUGUGAGAAAACAACACCAACAAUAUCAAUUGAAAAGCAAAGUAGUGCAUUUGACGUUUUGGCCAAUUAUAUGAUUUAAUCAGUUGAGUUAUGUUGAGGUUAAAUUUAUGUUUUACUAGUGAGAUUUUUUUUAUAAUCUUUUUAGUUUUAUGAACACAAUUAGUUUCAACAAUAUUGGUUGAUGGUACAUGACUACUACCACUGUACCAAGCUUACUUUGGCGUGUAUUAAGAUACGACAUAGAGAUGACUUAUCAACCAUUACCAACCGGUGUGGUAUUGCUUCCCAUCGUUCUUCACGAUGGUAGGUAGUAGGGUAGCAGGUUAGAGGAAGGAGAUGAAGUAAAAGAGGAGGAAAAAACAAGGAUGUUUUUGCCUUUAGGCAUCCAGAGAGUAUAGAUUUAUAAAUGUGAAGCCUUUUGAUGUGAGUUUUUGAAAUGCAUUGGUAAGAAUGAAUAUUGGUGCACUUGCACUCAUCUCUUGUAUUUCGACCCUUUUGAUUUUAAUAUAACUUUUUGGCCAUAAUUUUCAGGGAA
This is a messenger RNA of Cucurbita maxima (winter squash), 1399 nucleotides long. RefSeq lists its product as uncharacterized. The transcript is spliced from 7 exons. Bases 276 to 938 code for a protein of 220 amino acids. Lineage: Eukaryota; Viridiplantae; Streptophyta; Magnoliopsida; Cucurbitales; Cucurbitaceae. The record is from RefSeq and is a predicted model, not a curated record.